Cryptomeria japonica (Japanese cedar) is the source of this 4621-nucleotide messenger RNA. RefSeq lists its product as uncharacterized. Gene Ontology annotation, biological process: termination of RNA polymerase II transcription. Gene Ontology annotation, molecular function: RNA polymerase II complex binding; mRNA binding. The record is from RefSeq and is a predicted model, not a curated record. Lineage: Eukaryota; Viridiplantae; Streptophyta; Pinopsida; Cupressales; Cupressaceae. The transcript has 8 exons. Bases 477 to 4283 code for a protein of 1268 amino acids. Gene Ontology annotation, cellular component: cytoplasm; mRNA cleavage factor complex.
AGUUGCAUAGGAGGCACGGAUUGAUUAAAUGGGGAGAAGGGUGGGCAAAGUUGCAUAAUAGGAGGCACGGAUUGAUUAAAUGGGGAGAAGGGUGGGCAAAGUUGCAUAAUAGGAGGCACGGAUUGAUUAAUCGUUUUUCCGAGCAUAGAGACUUGCAGGGCAGUUAGAAAUGGGUAGCGUGGAGGGCAGUAGAAAUAUACGUGUUGAAUAGGGUGGAGUGACAUGUAUUAUAGGAGAUUAUAGAGGGAGCUGUCGACCUUGCCCUUACCCUCGACCUUGCCCUUGCCAUCGCCAUCACCAUCGCCACACUGCUUUGCCCUUGUUGUCCAACACGCAGAGACGGAAGCAUUCUUCCGUCAUGCACAUCGUAUGAAUUGUGCCGCUGCCGUGCAAUGGUGGACAGAAACGGGAACGCAAAUACCCCAAGCUGGAUAUCAACUUCAACUUGAUGGGCGAAGCGAGCAGCAGUUUUACAGAUGGAGAGACCGCUGGGUCAUAUCCCCGGCUCCUCCUCUUGUUCCAUUGAGCGUCAAAGGUACGACCACCUUUCUACUCUUGAUAACAAUAUUGACAAGAGACUAAUAAUGGAGAGGAGCACCAGUGGUGGACGAGGGGUAGCGCCCGCAGCAGCGGAGAACAGCGUGCAGAAGGGAGGUCCUCUUCUCGAGAGGUUUCGCGCUGUUAUUCUCCGAGAGAAGCGAAGACAGGAGGAAGAAGAGGAUGAGGAGGAGGAUGAUGAUUUUGAGGAUGAUCACAAGAGAGAGAGGCCGCGGAGGUUGGUAGACGAACAAAUUAUUGUUGGCGUUUACAAGAAUGCCCUUGCUGAGCUGACCUUCAACUCCAAGCCCAUCAUCACCGAUUUGACAAUUAUUGCCGGGGAGCACUCUCAUGCGGCCAAGGGCAUUGCUGCCACUGUUUGUAAACACAUCUUGGAGGUUCCUGUUGAGCAGAAAUUACCUUCUCUUUACCUUUUAGAUAGUAUUGUAAAGAAUAUUGGUGGGGACUAUGUUAAAUAUUUUUCAGCUCGACUUCCUGAGGUAUUUUGCACAUCAUAUAGGCAAGUUGAUCCCAGUUCAUAUCAUGCGAUGCAACAUCUUUUCAGAACGUGGGGUGGAGUAUUCCCUUCACCACCUCUCCGUACUAUUGAAGCAGAUCUCCAGUUUCCUCCUGUUGUAAAUGGUCCAUCACCUGGCACUACAUCUUCAAGGCCAACUGAGUCUCAGGCUCAGCGCCCUGGCCACAGCAUCCAUGUAAAUCCAAAGUACUUGGAGGCUAGGCAAUUUGAGCAGUCAAGCAUGGCUGAAGGAUCAAAUUCAGAAAAUAACGAGGAUUCAUCAAGUCCCGAACCUGAGAGAUCUGGCAGAUCUGUACAUGAAAGUCCAAAGGCGUGGUCUGAAGCUCCUCGAAGACUACAUCAUGCUCAUCGAUUGGAAAGGGGAGAUGAUUUCCAUCAAACUGUAUAUGUACAGAAACCUGCAACGCGCUAUUUUGACUAUGAUUUCAGUCUAGGUGACUCUCUGUCUCCUUCAAGGGUUGGAGUUGGGAGACCUCCCUCUCCCUUUUCUCGAAUGGGAGGCGGAAGGCCUCCCUCUCCCCUCUCUAGGUUAAGAGGUGGAAGGGCUCCCACUCCACCAAGGUUUGGAAUUGGAAGGGACACUUCACCAUCAAAGAUUGGAGUUAGGAAUGCUCCCUCUCCCUCUACAUCGAGAAUUGGAGCUGGAAGAUCUCCUUCUCCAUCAAGGAUUGGUAUUGGGAGGCUUAAUGAGAAGAUUGUUGACCAGGGUAAUGGAUGGGAAAGGCCUUGGCAUGGGAAAACUGAUGGAGAUGGACUCCGGCCACUUGAUACUGCAUACAGUCAAAGGAACGGCUAUGAUUGGCAACAGCAGCCAAUGCAUGAUGCUCUGCUUGAUGCCUAUGGAAAUAUCAGGGGUCAGAGGUCUUUGAGGGGACCACUUUCACAUUUACAGCCACCCCAGGAACUUGACAUGAAAAAUACUAGAGUUAUGUCUAGAAACUGGAAAAAUUCAGAGGAAGAAGAGUACAUGUGGGAGGAUAUGAGCCCUAGUUUGGAGAACCAUGGCAGGGGGAGUGACAACAUAAGGAAAGGUGAUUGCUUUGUUGGAGACGUGAAUAAGUGGCCAGGUUUAGGAAGGGGAAAAAGAAUGGGCACAGAAUCUGCUCUUCCUGACAGCGAUUGGUGCAUGCGUGGAACCAUGUCUCACAUGGAUCAGCCCAUGUUAAGUGGGAAGGAUAUGCUACCUCUUAGAAGGGAAUCAGAAGAGCGCCACCCAUCUUCUCUUUCACAAUCAGGUAUUGUGUCAUGGAAUGUUAAUACUGCCAUUGAGACAUCAUCUUUGUCGAAAAGUAGUGAAGGUGUAUUAGGACAUAGAUAUGUACCAGUUCGGCCACCUCAUUUUUCUCAUCAAAAUCCUAGCACAACUUCACAAUCAAGGCUGAAAACGGUGCAAGCAUCUGUUCCAGGUUGCAGUGGUUUAAGUACUGGCGUUGCUUCUUUCAAUUUAGCUCAUUCUGGUGGUCCUCCAGCAGGUUCAGUAAGUAAUUUCAGGUCAGUGGGUACAGAACUGCAAUCAGGAAUGUUAUCAAAAUCUCCAGCAAAUGUCAGAUCCUCACUGGGCAGCGAUUCUUUGAACUUUGAAUUUCUGCCAUCUAUGAUGCCAGCAUCUAGUAACAUUUCCUUUCCAAUGAGGCAGCAACCUGAGAGGCAUGUUUCACCAUCACCUAUUCCUCAAUCUGUAAGGCCUUCCAUACAACCAAUUCCUCCUGUGCCUUCAUCUGCUCCACUACCACAAAAUUCUCACUUUCAAUUAAUACAACUUCAGCAACAGCAGAAUAAUUUUAUUAAGAGUGAGGAUCUCCCUUUCCAUUCUCAAGCUUUGUCUUCACAGUCAUCUAAACAAUCGCCACGUCAAUUGGAGCCGGUUGAACAAGUUCCUCAGCAGCUUCCCUGGUUUCAGCAGGUGCCACAGUCUCAAGCUCUUCCAGAGUUGAAUCAACUUCCAUACAAUGUUCCACAAGGUAGCUAUAUGCCACAGAAGUUACCAGUACCACAAGAAGUACAGCAAAUUCCCCUUGCUACAUUUUCACACACAAUUCAGUCUCAACCAUUGAUACAAUCCCAAACUGUCACACAAUCACAGUUAAGUGGUGGUGCUCCUCAAACUUUGGGAUCUAUUGUCAGCAGCAGCAUGGCAAAUUCUAAUUCAGGACUAAACUCUGUGUUAAUUCCACCUGUCCCCAAUAACUUAUCUUCACAGGUUUUAGGGAGAGUACAACCACCUCUUCCCCCUGGCCCCCCACCAGCAUCAUUGUUGGUAGCAUCAUCAUCACAAGUGAUGGGUUCGGUUACCAUUCCACAAACUUCAGGGAGCUCUCUCUCGAGUAUUCUGAGUUCACUCAUGCAAAAGGGUUUGAUAUCUGUGACAGCUGCAUCUUCUGCUCCAUUUGUAUCUGUACCUGUAACAUCAGCUAUAAUGGCAAAUCAACUCUCAGAUAAUAAUGCAACUGUGGCUGAGGCUUCUACUACAACAUCCUUACUUUCUAUCCUACCUGCUAAUCAAUGCCUUUCAAAAGCUGCACUAUCAGAAGCACAGGAUACUCAGGAUCCCAUUGGAACUCAAUUUAGUUCAGAAAUCCUCAGGGUUCGUCAUGAAUCUGUUCUUAAUGCAUUAUAUAAUGAUUUGCCAAGACAGUGCACAUCAUGUGGGAUGCGCUUCAGAUGUCAAGAAGAGCACAGCAAUCACAUGGAUUGGCACGUGUCUAGAAACAGAACCAUUUCUAAGAGUCGCAAACAAAAGUCUCUGCAGUCCACAUCUCGUAAAUGGUUUAUGAGUGCUACGGAAUGGCUCAAUGAGACAGAGAAUUUAGCAGCUGAGGUUGUUCCUGCCUUUUCUCCUGUGGAAAUGACUUUGGAUAAAAAAGAUAAUGAGGAAUUUGCAGUCCCCGUAGAUGAUGAUCAGAGUGUGUGUGUACUUUGUGGAGAACUAUUUGAAUUCUUCUACAGUGAUGAAACAGAUGAGUGGAUGUAUAAGGGAACGGUUUACAUGAAUGCUCCUGGUGGAAGCACAGAAGGCAUGGGUGGGUCUUCACGGGGUGCUAUUGUACAUGCCAAGUGCAGGUCAAAAUCUGCAGGAAUUAAUUUUGCAGAUUCUGAAGAGGAUGAAUUGGAAGGUAAUGACGAUUCUGAGACUAGAAGGAAAAGGAUUCAGUAUUCAGUAUGGUAUCACUUGUUUUGUUCUGUUAGCUUCAACGAAUGUUUAUUGUAAAAUGUAAGACUCGCUAUGGCAUCGCUUGUUUUUUUAUUGUCAGCUUCACAAGUGCAAUUUAUACAUGCAACUAUUUCAUUUGCCAGAUUGCGUAUGGCAUCAUGAUGGAAAGUAGAAAUUAGUUUCUGCACCCUCCAGAAAUCAGAAGGGGCAUUUCAAUAAAUAUGGUAUUGUUUAGGUUGUAAGGAUUACAUUUAACUGAAGAGAUUUUAAUUCUUUACUUGUAUAGUACCUUGGUCAAAGACUCAAAACAAUCUGUUUGUCUAAUUAGUAAGAGGCUAGAAAAGGUCGAGAAUUUCUCUGUGUCACUUAUGGCAAUUUAUAACUUUUUUUUUUGA